GUUUUACAUCGUGAAUAAUAUUCGUUUAUGUAAUUGAUCACGAAUUCGUUAUAUCAAAGUGUCGUUAACAGACAAUGUUUUGUGUGUACUAGAAAGAAAAUAGAAUGUAAAAGCAUAUUCUGCUUCUAUAGAGUAUAAAAUUAUUGAAAACUUACAAAAACUCCCACACGAAAUGGACUUUGGAUUGAACAAGAUUAGAUGUGGUUAUAAUUUUAAAAUAUUUUUGUAUUUGAAAAUGGUAUCAUGAAAAUGUAUGACAGAAAAAUUGAUUCGGAAGAAUUGGUGAUCAGUCAAGGAAAAUGUUAUUUUUAUUCUUGAUAUAUGUGAUAAAAAUAAUGAGGUGAAACAAAACAUAAAUAGUGAACAAAAAAAAUGGAGAAAUUAUAUGAUUCAACAUCUACGGAUCUUUCACGUUCUCAGGGAGAUCAAGAAAAGAUUAGACGUUUAUACAGAUACAUCAGUGAUACAGCACGUAUAUUAGAUGAAUCUCGUGGCCGGGCAUCAACAAUACGAGAUUUAUUCACACCAUUACAAUUAUCAAAUCGAUGUCGUUUACGUGUCCAUUGUGAAAAACUAAUUUUUUCACAUCCAUUACAAUAUGGCAUAAAAUGUGAGGAAUUAUUAUGGCGUAAAUCAUAUUAUGAUGUUAUAUCAACUGCAAAGCGUUUUAAAUCAUCAUCUACAAAUCAUCAUAACAAUACAACUACAAAUCAUCAUAACAAUAUAACAACAAAUCAUCAUAAACAUCAACAACAUAUUUACACUGCAGAUGAAGUUGCGUAUAUUGAUGCACAUAUAAAUGCUGGUAUUGGUCAUUAUUAUCAUACUAUAGCACGAUUACAACAUGAAUAUGAUUUAAAUUUAUUUGGUACUAUUGAUUUUUCAUUUAUUACAACUUCAACAUCCACGUCAAUAAAUCAGUCAAAAUCGAAUAAAAUUGAUCAAAAAUUAAAAGAAUGGGCGAAAAAUUCUUUACAUCGCUGUUUAAUUUACUUAGGCGAUUUGAGUCGUUAUCGACUUGAAAUACAUCCCGAUCAAGACCCAGUAUUAGCAAUACGCUACUACGUUCAAGCAUUUAACUUUAAUCCCGACUUAGGUAUUCCACAUAAUCAACUUGGAAGUCUCGCAAUUAACCACAAUUAUUCAUUAGACGCGGCUUACCAUUACAUGCGUUGUUUAUCAUGUCCACAACCUUUUGAUGGAAGUGAAGGAAAUUUAGUUCGUUUAUUCGAAAAAAAUUCCAUUGUAUACGACGAAAUAUCUUCAAUCAAUAAAAAAACAUCUUCGGAAUCACCAGAAGACCCCAUAAACCAUAUAAAACGUUUAAUAACUCGAUUUUUAUAUUUAAUUUAUAUCUGGUUCUUUGAUAAACAAAUUAAGAUUGAAGUUAUGAAUUCAUUAUGUCAGGAGACUUUAUUAGAUCUUCAAACAUGUAUUACCUAUCCAAAACCAUUAUCUAGUGAAUCAGAGGAAAGUAGCAUUGAGGAUGAUGUCCAGGGAGGAAAUUCAAAAACGGAAAUUAUAACCCCACAAUAUAUUCGUACGGAUAUUAUUUUCAAAAUGGUCGUAAUGUGUUUACUAUGUAUUUCAAAAUUACAGUCCAAAUCAUCUCGAAAAGUUUCGGCCGUGGUUGCAUUCACAUUAGCGAUUUAUUCCCAAUUAGUCAAGGAAGUUGUACAACAUAUACAAGAUAGUGUCCUUAAUUUAUCGAUUAUUAGUCCUGAACCUGUUAAGAAAUCCAUGAAACGAAAAUCAAUAUUGAAAUUACGUCGGCGUCGUAAACGGAUUAAUAGCAGCGAGGACUCCGAUUUAAGUGAUACGGAUAUACCAUAUAAUAGUACAAGUUCCGAUGACGAAGAGGAUGAUUUUAAUUCGGAUAUAUCCGAAGAAAGUACAACCGAUACAGAUGAAUCUGAAAUUGAAGAAUAUGAAGACACAAAUUCGGCUUCAAAUACGACCAUUAUCUCAACAAAAAUUGAGACCAACGGCGGAGAUACAAAUGAACAGUUAAAAGAAUCUGUUCGAAAAUUACGUCGAUUAGAUCCAAAUGAUGUGCUUGAAUUGAUCGCGGAUGAAGGGAUCUUACAAAGUAUCAAAAUCUUAUCGGAUUGGUUGCUAGGGGAUAUCGAAAUUAUUAAAGCUUGUGGACAAAGUAGUCGAAUACUGAUUCAACGGAUUAUUCAAUUAAUUAAUCUUAUUAAUAUAGAUACGAAACAAAAUAAGCGUUAUUUGAAUAAUGUUAAAGUGAGUCCAGAACUUUUGGAUAAAAUUCAUCCAACUAUUGCGUUACCCGAGGAUAUUAUACUAAAAAAUGUGACGAUUUUGAAGAGCGCUCAAAAACAAAUUAACUGGUUAGAGUCAUAUAAAAUUUAUUUACCAAAAGAGGAAGCUUUGAUACGUUUAUAUAAAUUAAUUGAUUUUGGACAUUUUUUAAAAACUAUACCGGAAACCGGUGUAAAUUAUAGUGAAAUGGAACGACGUUUUGAAGUUGCGGAUAUUAUUUCGGAGAAUGGUGAUUGUAAUCCACCAUUAAUGAAUGUUUUAAAUGACGAAAACAAUCGUAAAACAGAUGAAACCGGUGAUCCAGGACAACCAAUAUCACGUGGUGAAUUAAUGAAAAGUAUGGGUCAGCUAUGGUUAGCAGCCGAAGUUCGUGACUUAGAAUGUAAAGUACGUGGCCGCACUGCCCUAUCACCAUAUUUGGUAUUAGAUACCGAAGCAUUAAUACAUCAUACACAUUUAAUUAAACAAUUGGUCGCCGCUCGCAAAUUUAUUGUUGUGGUUCCAUCUAUCGUGGUAUCAAAUCUAGAUGAAUUAAAACGUGAAACCGGAAAAGCACGUGACGCAAUACGAUGGUUAGAGGCCCAAUUUCAACGUGGUAAUCGAUUUUUACGUGCUCAGCGUAACCAUGAACACACAUCAAUACCAUUAAUAAAAUACCCGAAGAAAAAGGAUAAAAAUGCAUUUAUUUACAUCCAAAUAAUCGAAUGCUGUUACUUUUUAACGCGACAACAAAAGGACUCAUUAGACUUGGUAACCCUUUUAACUGGCAAACAAUCACCAAACAUCCCAAAUGGAACAACCAAUCAUAGCAACAAUUUUUAUGAUGGUCCCAAAGAAAUUAGUUACACCGGUUUGGCACAAACUGCUGGUAUUGCAUUAGAACAUAUUACAACAUUUCAUGCAAAAUGGAAGAAAUCGCUAAAAGGUCAAAGGUGAACAAAUCUAAAUGCGAAAAUUUUUCGCAUGCGACGAAAAAUGUGUACUUUUGAGUUAAUUUUUAGAAAUGCGUCUGAUUUCAAAUUGUGAGAAAAAAAUGGACGGCAUUUAUAUAUGGAUACCCGAUUUUUUUAAAAGGAUAAAUAGAAUAUAAAAAUCGGGAUAGAAAAAUCCUCUCACAUAAUUUUGAUAUGAAGGGAAAAUAAAAUAUAUGAUCCAAAAUUACAGUGAAACCUCACUAUAAAAUUGUCUUAUUUUUUAAAACCACAUGAUUUUUAACAUGACUCUUGAUAGGGUGUGCAUGAUGUGCUGUAUUACAGGUUUCACUGUAAUAACAAAAUUUGUGUUUAUUUUUUAUUAUUUUGGAUUGGGCUCUUAUCUCCCUGUUGCUUGAAGAAAAAAAUCAUGUGAAACAUGUUUGGUUUGUUUUUGGAAAUUGUCACAUUGUUAACUUAUUAGAACAAAAGGUCUUUCUUUUUUUAUAACUUUACUAGUAAUCUUCAAAAAGAAAAUUGAAUCUUUUUUCUCUGGUUUUCUCGUUAUAUUUUCAUGUGGGAUUUGUUUUGAAAUAAUCAAAAAAUGUGCU
Molecule: messenger RNA, 3805 nt
Organism: Chrysoperla carnea
Lineage: Eukaryota; Metazoa; Arthropoda; Insecta; Neuroptera; Chrysopidae
Gene: Smg5
Product: protein SMG5
Exons: 5
Coding region: 373-3219 (948 amino acids)
Biological process (GO): nuclear-transcribed mRNA catabolic process, nonsense-mediated decay
Cellular component (GO): telomerase holoenzyme complex
Molecular function (GO): protein binding; telomeric repeat DNA binding; telomerase RNA binding
Source: RefSeq, a predicted model, not a curated record